AUGGGUCUUACCGAACACGUGCCGUUGCCGACGGAUGAGGCAAAGGCCAAAGAGCUCGAGUCGCAGCAAAGUGACGAGCCGGAUAGGUCAGUUUUAAGGCGGCUAUAUCUCAGCUCUCGAUAAGGGUAUCAAAAAAUUGUCAAUUGAUGAAAUGCACAAAAUGUCUAUGUACACAUUUUAUUAGUAGACGACUUUUUCAUAUCUCUACAGACUGCUAAGAUAUAUUGACUUGAAUUUGAGCCUUGAACAAAACUAGUAAGAACUUGAACUAGUAAGAAGCUGGUCCCGAAAAUGUACCCAAAAUCUUUGGAAUUUUUACUCUGACUAUAUUUUGUAACAUUAAGCUGGCUGUACCUUGUUGUGCUCCUCUAUAAUAACUUCAAGUUUACAACUAGUCUAGACAAAACGUUGCUACCAAUUUCUCAACGUUUCAGAGGUCAAUGGACGGGAAAAUUCGAUUUUCUCAUGAGCAUGGUGGCCUACGCUGUCGGUCUGGGAAACGUGUGGAGAUUCCCGUACCUUUGUUACAAGUGAGCUCCCCCUCGUUUCGUUUUCCACAAAACUCUUCCAGAAACGGUGGUGGCUCGUUUCUCGUCGUCUACGCCAUCUUCUUCUGUCUCGCCGCCGUGCCCAUCUUCAUAAUGGAGGUGACAAUUGGACAGUACUUGCAAAAAGGCGCGAUGGAGAUGUGGUUGAUGUGUCCGCUGUUCCGCGGCGUCGGCAUCGGCAACGUCGUCAUCGCGUUCAUGUGCAUCGCCUACUUUUGCGUGAUCGUCGCGUGGGCCAUGUUCUACAUGAUCGCCUCGCUCAACUCGACGUUCCCCUGGGAGACGUGCACCAACUACUGGAACGACGCGACGUGUCUGACGGGCAAAGAGAACGCGACAGAACUCGCGCGGAUCAAGGCGUUCGCGAUGAGCACCGGCGAGCACACACAGACUUCUGUGGAGCAGUUCUGGGAGAAGCGAGUGCUUCAGGACACUGGUGACAUUGCCGAGUUCGGAGGAAUUCAGUGGGAACUCUUCUUUAUUAUGGCCGCCGCGUGGAUUAUCGUCUAUUUCGCACUGUGGAAGGGUAUUACCCAGGCGAGAAAGGUUCGUGUGGAGGCUGAUCAACAUCUUAUAAUCCUUCUUCUUCUUCUUCUUCCAGUUUGUUUACUUCUGCGCCCUCUUCCCCUACGUCUUGAUCUUCAUCCUGCUCGUCCGUGGUCUGACGCUCGACGGCGCCGCCGACGGAAUCUACUUCUAUCUCAAACCGAACAUGACGAGAUUGGCGGACACGGCUGUCUGGAAGGACGCCGGCACCCAGGUCUUCUACUCGUACGGCGUCGGCUUCGGAGCCCUCAUCGCCCUUGGCUCGCACAACAAAUUCGAUCACAACUGCUUCAAAGACGCGAUCACGAUGUGUUUCAUCAACGGAUGCACGUCCAUCACCGCCGGAUUCGCCGUUUUCUCGAUUCUCGGAUACAUGUCGCACAUUGCGCAGAAGGACAUUUCAGAGAUUGUGAAACCAGGUUCGCGCAUCCUUAACUCGAACAUUUUUCAAUCGGAAAACGGGUUUGUUCAGGUGUCGGAUUGGCGUUCCUGGCGUAUCCGGAAGUGGCCUCGAAUCUUCCGAUGAAGCAAGUGUUCGCCGUGCUCUUCUUCCUCAUGAUUACCAUUUUGGGACUGGAUUCUCAGGUGUGUAUGGUCGAGGGACUGUUCACAGCGCUCGAAGACGCGUUCCCAGUGCUCAGAAAACACAAAAAACUCUCUCUCGGCAUCACCUGCUUUUUCUUCUUCUUGCUCGGAAUUCCCAUGGUCACCUAUGUAAGUACACAAUUUCACAACACUAAGCGAGAAGGUACAAAUUUGAACAUUCCAGUCCGGCUCUCACUGGCUCACUCUAUUCGACGCUUACGGAGCCUCCGGCUACGCUCUGCUCUUCGUCGUGUUCUUCGAGGUUGUCGGUCUCGCGUACGGCUUCGGCGCCCACAAUAUCCGUCACGCUCUUCGUGAAAUGAUCGGAAUCAAUCUGCCAGUCUGCAUUGAAUACAUCUGGAAGUUUUGCGCGCCCGCCACCAGUCUGGUGCUCUUCGUCUUCUGCAUCGUCUACUAUCAUCCGGUCAAGUAUCCGACCGGCGAGGACUUUCCGCUUUGGGCCAAUGUGUUCGGAUGGUUCUUGUCGUCGUGUUCUAUGGUUGUGAUUCCCGGUUACGCCAUAUAUUAUCUUCUUUUCACGAACACACAUCUCACUUUCAAAGAGGUUGGCGCUAUCUUUAUGAUAUUAUGCUCUUACAAGUCCGUUUUCAGCGCGUCCGCAAAGGUCUCAAUCUCGACGGCUCGUUCGAAUCGCCAGCGAAACGAAACCUUCCGAACGGCGAAGAGUUGAAAUUCAUCGAAUCAACGCAACAAUAA
Molecule: messenger RNA, 2396 nt
Organism: Caenorhabditis sp. 36 PRJEB53466
Lineage: Eukaryota; Metazoa; Nematoda; Chromadorea; Rhabditida; Rhabditidae
Source: the annotation of a GenBank genome assembly